Penicillium atrosanguineum is the source of this 1170-nucleotide messenger RNA. RefSeq names its product Phosphatidate cytidylyltransferase. Lineage: Eukaryota; Fungi; Ascomycota; Eurotiomycetes; Eurotiales; Aspergillaceae. Bases 1 to 1170 code for a protein of 389 amino acids. The transcript has a single exon. The record is from RefSeq and is a predicted model, not a curated record.
AUGGCAGGCCUGUUAGACCUUCCCAAUGAAAUCAUUCUGUUCAUUGUCGACUACCUGCAAGCAGGCAUUCAGGAAGCCGAAGUGCAAGUGCCGUUCUAUAGGCUUGGGGACGCCUACCGUGACGCUAUCGACCAUGACCAACCACGGAUGACUGGAUAUUUGCGCUCUUUGAUACUCCUUUGCCAUCGCUUUCAUGAUCUUCUAACGCCAAUAAUGUACCGUGACAUCCUUGUCCGCGAUUACAAUUUCGGUGGAAAGAGAAGACCACUGGACCAGCUCAAUCGGACCCUACAGCAGAACCCGGGUCUCAAUGAAUUCAUUACUUCGGCAUCCAUUUCAUGUGGAGACUCCCUAGCCGAUUGCUCCAUUCUCCCUCUCGUCCCCUUCUUCUGGUACGCGAGCAUGUACACACUCACCAUUCACACAUUCAAUGACUGGUCGCCCCUGGAAUUUGAAGAUGACUCGCAUGUUGGCACCUCACCCGUUGAGUUCCUGAGACUUCUAGGAUGUGGAGCGCAUGAAGAGGCUCUUGCAUCUACAUUAAGCUGGCCAGCGGUUUUGAAAUCCCUUCAUUACGAUGUUGAGCAAGGCGAGUGGGACGGCCAUGCUGAGGGUGAACCUGCCAAGGAGUGGACGACUACUGCUUUUGUGCGCGCACUGCAGUCACAAAAGAGCACACUGGAAGAGCUGAUCCUGACAAGGCCGCGCUGUGUGCAUGAAGGGCUAUAUACUGGGCCUCAUAUCAUCCUCAGCGAGUUCACGGCCUUGAAAACACUUCAAAUCUAUCAUGCAUUUCUCCGUGGAUGGGAUGAAAGUUUCAGGAUUUGGAGAUGCUUACCUCCCAAUUUGGAGGUGUUGGAGGUGUUUUAUGACGAUACAGACCUCUAUCGAUUCCAAAAUGACUGUGAACCUGAUGGAUAUGAUAGCUUUCUUCCUGAUUUGAUUAGGCAUAAGAGGACACGCCUCCCGCAUCUGCACACGGUGACAAUCUACUCGCCUGAGAACCGCUAUGAUUCUGAAUCCGAAGGUGAAGAUGAAAGAACAGUGAAUGUACCGGGUCUUUGGGAGUUGCCGUCUUCGCUAGCAUCUGAGACUGAAGCCGCUGGGAUAAUAUUAAAUGUUUGGCUGGGAAUCGACGAAUGGUCUUUUGAUAGUAAAGGAUUACUCUAG